This is a messenger RNA of Anopheles funestus (African malaria mosquito), 3545 nucleotides long. RefSeq lists its product as uncharacterized. The transcript is spliced from 9 exons. Gene Ontology annotation, molecular function: serine-type endopeptidase activity. Bases 1625 to 3418 code for a protein of 597 amino acids. The record is from RefSeq and is a predicted model, not a curated record. Gene Ontology annotation, biological process: proteolysis. Lineage: Eukaryota; Metazoa; Arthropoda; Insecta; Diptera; Culicidae.
UGCGGCAUGUUGUCUUUCGUGUUCUCGAUUCUUUCCCGGGACCGCUUUGAAGCGAUGCUUCCCUGUUCGUCCGUCCUUGAACAUUGCACCGAGGUACUAUAUGCUGUUUCACCGCGCCUAACGCGGGAAGCCCUUCAAGCAAAUCGUAAAGCCGGUAAGGGCAGCGUUCUGGCAGCGUGCAACCCCGACGUAUCGUAAACAAUAACAAUUCACGAGCCGUACAAUAAUCCCAUGGGCACAUGUGGUUGAUCCAGCAUAAUAAGCUCCAACCGGCAUAAUCAACGCCAAUUGACCAUCUCACUUCUUCUUCCUUCUGCCUCCCAUCCCAUCCCAUCCGAUCCGCUGACCAGUGAAGAGAGGAACAAACACGAACUCAACAAAUAACAACCAUCGGCAACAAAUGAGGUAAAACAAAACCACUCAAUUCCCGAAUCCGUUUCAUCUGCUGCUUCCACAGCGAAGUGAUACGGAACGUCAGGUUCGAUUACGUGUUACGGGUCCGGCCCAAUCGGAACCCAUCCAUCCAUCCCCGUUGAUGUCCCCGUUGAUCUCCACACCAAACGGAUGCUUUAUUGUGUCCAAUGGUUGAGUGUGUGGCUUUUUUUUUGUGUGCGCCUCUACGCUAUUUCCUUCUCCGGGGGGAAUCAGAAGAUUGUAACAAAGCAACUAAAAAAAAAAAGAAAAGAGGAGCAACCAGCUACUCAUGCGGUCCACCACCGUCACCGUGAUCGAUAACUGUGGCUUUCAUGUUGGUGGGGGGAAGGAAAAUACCUCCCAGGUACGAUCAUCGCCGGUGAUCAUCAUCGUCAUUGGCGCGUCCGAAGAACAAAAUCCGAAACGGCAAACAAGCAGAAGCAGUAGUCCGUUCAGGACUACGUCCAACCAUCGAUCGGUUGGUUUGGAGCAGUGGUUCGUCUUCAACCGCCAGAACGCGAUCAGUCGCCGAUGGAGAAGGUAACGACGUUACACGCAGCGAAGAACGGAACUGUUUUCGCGCAGUGAUGGUUUAAACACUUUCCGAUCGUUAAACUUUAUAUUGUGACUUUUAGUUACUUAGUGUUGAUGUGUGUGUUUCUUAGCUGUGUGUGUUUGUGUCUGAGCGGAGUUUUGCGUGUGCAGUGAUUGUGUGCUUGUGCAGGAGUGAAGGAGCGGAACGGAUCGGAACGGAGAAAGAAUCUCCCGCAUCAUCGUCAUCGGCAUCUUCAACAUCAUCGACCGGCUAUCGUCACCUGUCGCUGUCCACACGUUGUCCGGUGUUUUGGGCUCUCGUGGGCAAGAAUCAUAACGGUGUUUUGCGACUUACAUUCGGUUGGUUGGAAUCUUGGAAAGACUCCGAAGGUGAAGGGAGUGCUUGCGUUUUAUGCACGCUGCGGUAGCAAAGGUCAAUCCAUUCCAAGUGGGGCAUCAGGCCAAAUCAGCACCAGUGUGUAGUGAAGUGUGUCCCCCACAAAUGGAAAGUGGGGCCAGAUUAACGCCAACGACACAACAGCGCGGAAGAAGGUGCAGAUAAAAGGGAGAGAAAAAGCACAAUAACAAAAAAACAGGCUCCAAUAAACGAAGUGUUACGGUUUUUCUUCACGGUCGUUCGCUGCCCGUUUUUUUUCUUUUGUUGCAUUUAAAUGAGAUGCAAAUUUUAGCGACGAUAAUGCGAUUAGUUGUGAUUUUAAGCGUUUUAGUACAAAUUUAUGCGAACACCGGCAGCGCACCCUGGACGCGCCAUGGGUUACUAGUGGCCGGACCGAAUCCGGCCGGCCGGGCUAUCGUUACCCGGCCGACCGGGGAGGAGCGUACGAGUGGCGGACAGGUGGACGGUAGAACGGGCGGUGGUAGUCGCCCGGAGCGGAACGUUUAUCGGACGAAACUGUCCAAGCUGCGGUUGGUACUGCUGGCUGAUAUGUUGAAUGAAAUUCCACCGCCACAGCUGGAAUUAAUUACUUGCCUGGCGAACUCGUCGACGCUGAACGUGACCACGAAGCACUGUGACUGUGAAACUUACUCGUGUAAGGACCUGCUAGCUAGCUCCAGUCCAUCUCCACUCAACUACAUCCAGCCGAAGAGAAAAAUCCACACCUCCUGUCGCGAACACUGCUGCCGGAAGAAGAAGUUUAACCGCUCGAUCGAUCCAGCAACACUGGAGAAUGUGGUAGCGUCGUCACUUAGUACUGCCAGCCGCCGCUACAAUACUGUGGCGGGCCCGUCAAUGGUUCAUCGGUCACCGAUGGGAUCGCUGUCAUUAUCUACCAGCACCAUUAGCAAAGGGAUGCAACCGUCGGAAACAUCAUCAUUUCGGCUGCGGACGACUGGUUCACCUUCACCCGCCAUCGUUCGUGACCAUCGUGACCGACCGGCAACGGCCUGCAACAGUGAUGGGCUCGAUCAAAUUUCAAUUGCCAACAAUCGGGUACGGGCACCGUGGCUGUACCGGGUCGGUUUAAUUGAAACGAAGCAUCCCGUCUGCGUUGGCGCUUUAAUCCAUCCGAGUUUAAUAUUAACAACUGCAGUAUGCGUUAUAAACAAGAAACCGGAGGAACUGGUCGUCUGGCGUGGUACCGUGGACGGUGGUACGGACGAGCGGUGGCCAGUGGGCAGGAUAAUGCUGCCGGAGAAAUUCGCCACCACUUUCGAACGGCUCGAGAACAAUGUUGCUUUGUUGCUGUUGGUACCCACACCAGCCCACAGCCAAGCUCAAUCCUCACCAACCGAAGCACCGAGACCGAUCCGAUCAAGCUCGACGACAGGUGGGCUUCGCGCUUGGACGGUUAGUGUGCGGAAUGGAAGUGCCUCGAUUGGACCAAAUCAUGCCAGGACGCAACUUUUCCCAGCACACCAGCACCGACGGACACCGACGUCUAUUUGCUUAUCAUCAAUUAUAGAGCGUACGGCUGCCUACACCGUACCGGAACUACCCGAAAGCUUCUGCUACACCGUGUCUUUACGGCAGACACACGCCAGUACAGCAGCACCGCAACCGGCAACUGGCAGCAGUGGCGCGAACAGCUUCACGCUCCGCAAUGAUGGCACUAAUUACGUUACGACAAAUAUUAGCAUUUUUCCGGCCACCGAGUGCCGACCGGAGCAUCGGGAGUAUCUGCAACACGAUGGCAAUCUGUGCGCUGGCUACGGUGCGGCCAAAAACCGUAGCAUAGAUGUGGAUUAUAGUGGAUCACCGUUGAUUUGCGAGCAGUUGCAGACUGAUGGCAAAAUCUAUCGCACCGUACAAGGUCUCCUGACCUGGUCCACCGACAUCAAUCAUGCGCCGCAUCUGUUCACCAAUCUGACCACCUACCGGCAGUGGAUUGAUCGGGAAAUUGAAAAGCUGGACGGUGCAGCACAAACACAACGACUCCCGACCGUACCACGGCCAAUUGUCUUACAAACCGCAUCGAACUAUCCGGAUCGGGCCGUGCUUUAUGGAUGAAACGGCGUACGGGAAAUCGUACGGCCGCCCUGUCGCCCUCUGUUUGCUAGUGAUUGAUUUCGAAGGGUUUCAUUUGCCACCUGAAGAGUCGCGCAAUAAAAUUGCACCAAUUUUGCGUAAGAAUGAA